Messenger RNA from Serinus canaria (Common canary), 4754 nucleotides. RefSeq names its product phosphoinositide-3-kinase regulatory subunit 5 (gene PIK3R5). Gene Ontology annotation, cellular component: phosphatidylinositol 3-kinase complex, class IB. The record is from RefSeq and is a predicted model, not a curated record. Gene Ontology annotation, molecular function: 1-phosphatidylinositol-3-kinase regulator activity. Gene Ontology annotation, biological process: G protein-coupled receptor signaling pathway; positive regulation of MAP kinase activity. NCBI's taxonomy places the organism in Eukaryota, Metazoa, Chordata, Aves, Passeriformes, Fringillidae. The coding region runs from base 128 to 2779 and encodes 883 amino acids. The transcript is spliced from 19 exons.
UAUUCUGCAAGGGGAAAAUUGUGCCUGAGGGUGUGACUCAGGUGAGUGCCCCAAGUACUUUUGAGCAGCGAGAGGCUCCUGAGCUCGGUUCCCAGCAGCGGUUUGAGCUUCCAGGAGAUGAGUUAAAAUGCAGCACACCACAUGCACGGAGGACAGGAUCCACCACGCGCUGGAACGGUGCCUGCAUGGGCUGGGCAGGGACGCUGUGGCCAGCAGAUGGGCUGCCGGGCUGUGCCUGAACUGCUGGAGCCUGCAGGAGCUGGUGAGCCGGGAUGCCGGUAACUACCUCAUCCUGGUGGAGAAGAUCCUGGGCAAGACUGAGGAGGUGCAGGAGAGGUGUGACUACGACCUGGUGAUGCCCCUGGCCCUGCUCUUCUACUCGGCUGUGCUCUAUGCUCCUCACUUCCCCCCCGGCUCUGAGCUGCUGUUGAGAGCUGCCAGUGUCUACCACGGCUUCCUGACGUGGCCCGUGCCCUACUGUGACACCUCCCGGGAGCUGCUCACCUUCAUCAGCAACGAGCUCAAGGCGCCAGGAAUCACCUUCCAGAGGCUGGUGAGGAUGGAGCAGGGGCUGCCUGUGAAGAACUACCAGAGCUCCAUGGUGACGGUGCUGCUGCUGAACCGCUCGGAGGUGCAGAGCGAGUUCCUGUCCAUCGCCCACAGGCUGAGCUCCAGCGAGCCCACCCGGCACUCCACGCUGCUGCUGCUGCUCCAGCACCUCUACCAGGCCACCUUCGGCACCCGCUGCGACCUGCACGGGCUGGGCCAGCUGCUCCAGUCCAAGCCCCUGGAGGAGCUCUCGGAGCUCUACGCCAGCGCUGCCGAUGCUCAGGAGGCGGCGGCCGCCAGCCCCGACCCCGCGCUGGCCCGGGAGCGGCUCCAGGCCGUGCUGCGCGACAUCGCCGGCGCCGCCUCCUUCCCUGCCAUGGCAGGCGAGGCCCAGCCCCGCAGGCUGCACCCCUUCCCCAUCCCCCCUGCCCGCUGCUACACCUACAGCUGGGACCAGGACAACUUCGACAUCCUCAACGAUGUCCUCAGCAAGGAGUGCAGCAUUGCUGAGCCCCUGGCCUCGGAGAACGAGGAGGAGGAUGAGGAGGACGAGGAGGAGGAGGAGGACGAGGAGACAGACGGCGGCUCCCCCAGGCAGGACUCGCUGCUGGCCCCGCUCUGCGCCAUCCCCAGUGACUCCGUGUACUCCGUGCUGGCCGAGGAGGGCUCCAUGCCCCCGCGGGUGUCCCUCUUCGCCUCCCCCAAGGAGUCCCUCUCGGAGCUGACGGUGGUCUCCAGAAAGUCCCUGAAAUCCUUCGUGUCCAGCCUGAAGGACUGCAUGGACAGCGGCUACGCCGAGGACAGCGACGAGAGCUCCCCGGACGCGGCGGGCCGGCCCGAGCUGCCCAAGCAGCGGCAGUCGCUGACCAACCGGCUCUACAGACUGCUCAAGAGCAAGGGCCAGCAGCUGGUGCAGCGCCGGGACUGCCCGGGGCCGUGCUCGCUCCCGCUGCGCCGCGCCGAGAGCCUGUCCGCGUCCCCGGCGCAGCCGCGCGUCCCCGCGCGCUCCCGCCGCGCGCUCUCGCUGCCGCAGCACGGCCCGGGCCGGCGCGGGCCCGUCCCGCUCGCCCCGCGGCCCCUGGGGCUGCCCCGCCGCCCCUUCCUCAGCUGCGACGAGGAGGCCAAGGCGGGCACGCUGCGCGUGGUGGUGUUCGGCUCGGACCGCAUCUCGGGCAAGGUGGCCCGCGCCUACAGCCGCCUCAGGCUCCAGGAGAGCUCCUGCCCCUCCCUGACACGGUACUUCAGGCUGCAGUUCUUCUACGUGCCCGUCAAGAGGAGCUGCGCGGCUCCAUCUACCCCGCAGAUGCAUCAUCAUCAUCCUCAUCAUCACCACCACCACCCCUCGGCGUCGCCGGGGGAGCCCCCGCCCCGGGCACAGGACCCCUCCCCGGCUGGGACGGAGAGCAGCACCGACAUCUGCCACUACCUCGGCCUGCUGGACCCCUGGUACGAGCGCAACAUCCUGGGGCUGAUGAGCCUGCCCAUGGGCGUCCUGUGCCAGUGUGCCAAGCCCGAGGCUGAGCCCCAGGAGGACGCCCAGGAGCAGCUGCCCAUCCUGGCAGACAUGAUCCUCUACUACUGCCGCUUCGCCUCGCGCCCCGUGCUGCUGCAGCUCUACCAGACCGAGCUCACCUUCAUCGGGGGGGAGAAGAGGACCGAGGUCUUCAUCCAAUCUCUGGAGCUGGGGCACUCAGCAGCCACGAGGGCCAUCAAGGCCUCAGGUCCAGGCAGCAAAAGGCUGGGGAUAGAUGGAGACAGGGAAGCAAUCCCACUGACACUACAGAUUGCAUAUAGCAAGACAGCUGCCAGUGGCAGGAGUCACUGGAAUGACGUGGAGAAGGUCUGCACGUCUGUCAACCUCAGCAAGGCCUGCAGGAGGCACGAGGAGCUCGCCUCGAAGACAGAAUGUCUCAACCUAACCAUGACCGAGGUGGUCAAGAGGCAGAACUCCAAAUCCAAGAAAAGUUUCAAUCAGCAGAUCAGCGUGUCCCAGAUCAAGGUGGACAAGGUCCAGAUCAUCGGGGUGCAGUCCUCCUUCGCCGUGUGCCUGGACCAGGACGAGCAGAAGAUCCUGCAGAGCGUCACCAGGUGUGAGAUCUCCGUGUGCUACAAGCCCAGGGACUGUGACCCCCUGGCACCGAGGGGGUCCCCUGUGGCUCCCCAGGACCCCUCCGAGCUCCCCUCCCUGCUGUGUUUGCCCAUUGCCACCUUCAGCGGGGCGCUGCCAUAGAGGAGCCGUGUCCCUGCAGAGCAGACUCUGUCCCACGCCAGGCCGGGCUCAGGAGAAGGAAGAGAACACCCAGAGGACACCCAGCCCUGCCUGUCCCUGAGCUCCUGCAGCCGCAGAGUCACUGUGGUGUUGCCAUGGGGGCUGAUCUGCAGCUCCGGGCUCAGCCCCUGCUCGGGAAAUGGGAUCAAUCCUUGUGCUCUGGUGUCCCCAGGGGCUCCUCAGAAGGUUCCUGGAUGUCUCCUGUGGGUCAGCAGAUCCAGCACCUGGUGGGAGGGUGGGGCAAGGACAGGGUAUUCCCUGCCAGGUGGGCUGAGGGGAAGGGUGAGUUCACAGGGAUGUUUGGGGGAAGGAUCCUCCUCGGCUCGGUGCUGUCGGGUGUCUGUCAGUGCAGGGCGAUUACAGACCCUGGUACUGGUCAAAUACCAACCCUGUCCUGCUGGUGCCUCACCUGUCACACCUCGAGGAUGCUCAGGACAGUUUUCUGGCUUGGGGACAGGUUUCUCAAGGUUUCCCUUCCCCUCUGGAGGUCGGGUGUCCUGCAGGGAUGCAGAGCAGGGAUCCUGCAGUGUGGGAUUGGAGUGCAACAGGCCAUGCCAGGGCAAGGACAGCUGCUGGUGGGUCCUUGUAUUUCCUGUGCACCCAGGAGAGGAAUUCCCAGUUUCUGCAGGGUUCCAGCACUGAGCUGUACUCCCAGUCCAGCCCCUGGUCAUGCACCCUGCUCCCAGCACUGUGUGCCAGAGCCAGCCCAGGGCUGAACCCUCAGCAGCUGCUGGGAAUCCAUCAGGAUCUGUGCUGGACUCCCAGCAGAGGGGGAAGGACUGGGGGAAGCACCAGGAUGGCCUUAGGGCCACUGCAGAGUGACAUUUUCUGGGGAGGGACCCAGCUCCAAACCCACCGAGUGACAGCUGCAGCUGACAGCAGGAUUUGAGAUCCUCCCCCACACAAACAUGCCAAUCUCCUCCCCCUCCCUGCGAGGCUGUAGGUACAGAAAGGUGCAAUAUUUGAGGGUAUUUUGGAGCAAUUUGACCCUAUGAGUGAAGAAAUAAGAGUGGAAAAGGCUCAGGCUGUUUCUGGGUGGUUUUUGGGGAGUGUGGCCAUGCUGGCAGCACAAGAGCUGCUGCAGGCUCCAAGGAGCUGGAUCCCAGUGCCCUGUGUUCCCUGGAAGUGUCUGGAAGGGACCCCUGGCACUGCUGGGGUCUGCAGGGCUCAGCCACAGUGGGGUCAGUCCAGGGGGAUCCUGCAGGGAGCAGGACCUGGUGAGCUCCUUGCACUGUCCCCAAGCCUGGAGGCACAGCAGCAGUGUCACCUGAGGUUCAGCCUGCCAGGGAAGGGGCCAGAGCUCCUGGGGGCUCAGGUGUUUCCAAGGAGAGGGGGUCAGGUGUGUCUGCUGGGUUCCCCAGCCCUGCUGGGACCCCUCCUGUGCCCUGGCUCUGCACCUGGCUCUGCUGGUGCUGGCCCCUUCUGCUCCCACUGUGCCAUGGCUGGGGACAGCCUGGCCUGGCCCAGGGCUGAGCACUGAGGUCCCCAAAGGGUUCUCUCUGCCUUUGCCUUCCCCAGGCAGGGUUGAGAUGCGUUCUCUGCAGUGGGGCUGGAGUUUGGCAGGUGGUUGGGGGUUUAAACCAGCACCUUGUCCUGUCAUCGCUGCUCCUUGGCAUCUUGGGAUCCAAAUCCAUGCCGUGGAUCCAUGCCUAGGGACCGAAUCCCUCAGGGUCCAGCUGGUUCAGCAGUCCUGGAGAAGAGAAUUCCCAUCCCACAGAGAAAACCAAGCCCAAACUCCAGGGAAUCAUAGUCCUGGCGAAGGUGCUGACCUCUGAUGCUGUCUGGAAAUGAGAGAAUUCCAGGGUUCUUUGGGGUGGUUUUUGUACGUUUGUGUAGCCUCAGGAAAUCUGUGUAAAGUCUGUGCUGAUCUGUAAAACACUGUGCAGAGAACUUUUAAAGUAAUUGUAAAAUAUUAAAAGUUGAUUUAUUUCCGGUA